UUGUCAGCUAGGAUUACGAUUAUUCUUGCGCGCAUUAUUUAAAAAAAUAUGUGCUAACAACACUGAGCUUUUAUAUGUCUAGAUUCAAGUUAAAAAGAUAAGUAAAUAUAAUAACUUUUAAUAAAAGCUUUCAAGCAUUAAAUAUUGAAAUGAAAGAAAAUCCUGCAAAGAAACGUGAUAUCAGGCCGUUCAUUUAUGGUGGUUUAGCAUCAAUAACAGCAGAAUUUGGCACAUUUCCAAUAGAUACUACAAAGACCCGCCUACAAAUUCAAGGCCAGAAAAUUGAUCAAACAUUUGCAAAAUUACGUUAUAAUGGAAUGACAGAUGCUUUUAUAAAAAUUACCAAAGAGGAAGGUUUAAAAGCGUUAUAUUCGGGUAUAUGGCCGGCUGUUCUGAGACAAGCUCUUUAUGGCACUAUAAAAUUUGGCACCUAUUAUAGCUUGAAAAGUUUCGCCAACGACUAUGGGCUCUUAAUAAAUCCCAAAACGGGUUCCGAAAGAAUAUGGAGCAAUAUUUUAUGCGCAGCGUCCGCGGGCGCUAUAUCUUCAGCUAUAGCUAAUCCUACUGAUGUCUUGAAAGUACGAAUGCAAGUUCAUGGCAAAGGUAAUCAACAGAAAAGCUUAUGGAGUUGUUUUCAUGAAAUCUACAAAUAUGAAGGCAUUCAUGGACUGUGGCGAGGGGUCGGGCCUACAGCACAAAGGGCAAUCGCCAUAGCUUCAGUCGAACUGCCUGUAUAUGAUUUUUGUAAAUCGCAAUUAAUGUGUUAUUUCGGGGACCACGUAGCGAAUCAUUUUGUUUCCAGUUCUAUAGCUAGUUUAGGAAGUGCUAUAGCCUCUACACCAAUCGAUGUGAUACGGACAAGAUUAAUGAAUCAAAGACGUAUAACCGUAGUGAAUGGCAUGGCCACAGCUACGACGCAGAAAAUAUAUACUGGUAGCUUAGAUUGCGUUGUCCAGACAGUGCGCAAUGAAGGCAUUUUAGCUUUAUACAAAGGCUUUAUACCUACUUGGGUGCGUAUGGGCCCUUGGAACAUAAUUUUCUUUAUCACUUACGAACAGUUAAAAAAAUAUUAAUUUAUUAUAUUUAUUUAGAGCAAAUUUUUCUCAGUUAUAUGUAACCAAAAACAAAAACCAAAACUCAAGUUGAAGGCAUACAUAACUAUAAACUAAGCUAUUAUAAUAUAAACAAAUGAAAUAUUACCGAAAUUUUGUUAGUACUUUUUUUAUUUUCGAAAUUUAAAUUUUAA
Messenger RNA from Glossina fuscipes, 1246 nucleotides. Its product is annotated as mitochondrial uncoupling protein Bmcp-like. NCBI's taxonomy places the organism in Eukaryota, Metazoa, Arthropoda, Insecta, Diptera, Glossinidae. The record is from RefSeq and is a predicted model, not a curated record. Bases 150 to 1073 code for a protein of 307 amino acids. Gene Ontology annotation, biological process: transmembrane transport. The transcript has 5 exons.